Aptenodytes forsteri (emperor penguin) is the source of this 1220-nucleotide messenger RNA. It is a transcript of the gene SYF2, whose product is annotated as SYF2 pre-mRNA splicing factor. NCBI's taxonomy places the organism in Eukaryota, Metazoa, Chordata, Aves, Sphenisciformes, Spheniscidae. The record is from RefSeq and is a predicted model, not a curated record. Bases 1 to 990 code for a protein of 329 amino acids. Gene Ontology annotation, cellular component: Prp19 complex; catalytic step 2 spliceosome; post-mRNA release spliceosomal complex. The transcript is spliced from 8 exons.
AUGGGAUGCGCCGGCUGGGGCACCCCUGGACGUGGCCAGAGCCCCAAGGCCGGUGGCUGGCACGCCGGCUGGCCGCUGCACCCGCGCUGGCUGCACCCCACAGCACCGGCCGGCAGCGCCGCUUCCCCGGAGCAAAGCGUAACGGCAGCAGCCCUCGAAGCCGUUAGCGAGCGGGGUCAAAGUCGCCCAGAACCUGUCUUCAGCACCUGGGGAAGCAGGCUGCAGCCAUGUGGGAAGGUGGAGGAGCACCUAAUGAAGAACCAGCUGCAAUACUAUUCCAACGACAGGUGGCACAGGGACAAGAAGGUUCCUUCCCCCGGGCCAGGAGAAGUCACCAGGAUCAUUGAGCCGGGCCAAAGGCUGCCCUCAGCCCUGGAAAACCCCAGGAAAAACGAGGCUCGCAAGCUGAACCACCAAGAAGUGGUGGAAGAAGAUAAAAGACUGAAAUUGCCAGCCAACUGGGAAGCCAAAAAAGCUCGGCUGGAGUGGGAGCUGAAGGUGGAGGAAAAAAAGAAGGAAUGUGCGGCGAGAGGAGAAGACUACGAGCGAGUUAAACUGCUAGAGAUCAGUGCCGAGGACGCCGAGAGAUGGGAAAGGAAAAAGAAGAGGAAAAAUCCAGAUCUGGGAUUUUCAGAUUACGCGGCUGCUCAGCUGCGCCAGUACCAGAGGCUGACCCGGCAGAUCAAACCUGACCUGGAGCAGUACGAGAAGCUGAAAGAGCAGUACGGUGAAGCGCUUUAUCCCACAUCUGACAGUCUCCUCCAUGGAACUCACGUGCCGUCUAAGGAAGGGGUUGAUAGGAUGGUCGCGGAUCUUGAAAAACAAAUUGAAAAGCGUGAAAAAUACAGUCGAAGACGGCCUUACAACGACGACGCCGACAUCGACUACAUCAACGAGAGAAACGCCAAGUUCAAUAAGAAGGCGGAGAGGUUCUACGGGAAGUACACAGCUGAGAUCAAACAGAACUUGGAGAGAGGAACAGCCGUCUGAACCCUCCUCUCGGGCAAAGCCCUGCUAUGCGUCUGUUCGAGUUUGGUAUAGGGAUUUUGCAGGCAAUUUUAAGUUGUAUCAAAAAAAUACUUUGUAGACCUCUAGAAUCAAUAGUGUCUUUAAUGUAAUGGAAGUAAUUUGCGUAACUUCAGCUGUAUAUAGUGCUUACUUGCAUAAUUAACCAGCUUGUACAAUUUCAUGUUCUAAAUAAACACAAAAUUUACCGCUCA